UCGGAAUACUGUACUAGUGACACCACGUCUAGCAAGCGGCGGCUGUUACAGGUGCCUCUUCAAAGGGAAGAAAAGGUCACCCUUCAUUUCGUUAUGGUUUUCAUUUUGCCACACUCGCACAGUGUGGCAAAGUGUUCCGGUUGAAUAUGCAGCAAAUUUGACUGCAUUAUUAUGAAUGAAGAUAGUGGCGGUCAUAUGCACCCACGCACCUCCUCUCUUUCAUCCAUUGAAGCCUUGCUCUUGGUGUUUUUACGGUUUUUUACUGGAAUAUUUCGAUUUUUAUACCCUGAAGACUGUUUGCACAAGAUCUAAAUAUGUCGCCUCUACGGUGUAUACUGUUGGUAGGAGAAGGUAACUUCUCUUUCUCGGCUUCACUGUGCCAGUCCUUGAGUGGGUCUGACACUGUGGUUACAGCCACUUGCCUGCAGCAGGAGAAUGAGGCACUGCGGCACGAGGGCUCAGCCGACAACAUCCACAUCAUCCGGGAGGCAGGUGGAACAGUGCUAUUUGAUAUUGACUGUACGAAGCUGGGAGAAUGCAUGCCUCUCAAAGGCCUUCUGUUUCACCUGGUCAUAUUUAACUUUCCUCACUGUGGCAAAAAGAGUGGAGUUAAAAAGAAUAGAGAACUUCUGAAAAACUUUUUCCUCAGUUGUGUUCAGGUGUUGUCUGAAGAUGGGGAGAUUCAUGUCUCCUUGUGUAAUGGGCAGGGAGGUACUCCGGCUGACCAGCCCAAGCGCGAGUGGCACAACAGUUGGCAAGUAGCAGCCAUGGCCGCAGAAGCUCACCUCAUUCUCAGUGAUGUCCGGCCAUUUGAAACUGAGAAAUAUCAGAGCUACAAGUGCACUGGAUACAGGAGUCAAGAUAAGGGCUUCCAUGUAGAAAAGGCUCUGCUACAUGUGUUCACCCGCAGCCUGCCAUACAUUCCUCCUCAGAGGCUGACAGUGGAGGAGACUGUUGAGGAGGAGAAGGUCCAAUACCAAAUACCAGCAGAGCUCAGUGAUUACAUGUUCAGAGAGUUCCUCAAAUCAGGCUCAGUUCACCCUGUUAAGCUUGUGCAAGACUUCGUUCUCGAGGGACUGGCAGAGAGUUGGUGUGUCUCCAUGAUAAAUGAGACCAUCCCUUUUUUUCUCAGUGGGAAGCAUGUGCAGAAAUGCCAUAAAAUAGACAGGACACAGUGCUACUUGAUCCAGUUGCUUCAAAGGGACAACGAUUCUGAAAGUCAUUCCUCGGGUGACAAAAACAAGUGCACAAUUUUGCGAUCCAACAGUUGGACAAAAAAAAAUGAUGAAGAUAGCCUGUCUUCUGCUGUCAGUUCAGAAAAGGUGGACAAACCCAGGAAUAAGGGAACAGAGGUGCUGAAACCUGUGCGAUCGCUUGAUGUUGAUCCUGAAAUAGAAGCUGAAUAUUAUGUUCUGCGGCCAUCACUGAUGCCUGCACUGGAAGAUUGGAUUGCUAAACAUAAAGCUUUAACUGCAGAUUGUGAUGAAGAGGCAAAAAGUGAAAGUUCAGAAACUUUGGUUGCUCAUUCUGUUAUUAAUGGCAAGAUGUGUUCACUGUGGGGCAUUAGUGAUUUGGUGUUUAGGAACGUGCCUAUAAACACUUGGGCCCUCCCUGUGUUUCAUGAACUCCUCCUUAAGGCUGUUUUCCCAUCAGAGCCUGAUCCACUCAAAAUGUUUUGUGAACAUCUUGAAAAGUUGCUUGGUCCAUAUGGAGUCUCGGUGUCGACAGAACAAGGUGACUUCUGUAUAAUGGCUCAACCAAUGGGUUUAGUUGGUAAAAUUUUUCCAGUUAAAGAGGGCGAAUGCCACAGUUUUAUUAAUUUAUGCAUUAGCUUAAAUCUGGAUUUACUUGCUGUGCUCCUAUUUGCACUUCCAGACUGGAGACUUUUGUGGUCACAUGAUCCACGUUUUUAUAAGCAGUUCUUUGUACAGCCUUCACCAGGAGCGCCUUUCUGUCCUUUCUCUUUGUUCCCAGAGCACUUCAGGUUUGAUAUUAGCUUCUGGACAGGGCCCUGUUGGGAUGAAAGGAAGUUUUACUCUGUGGUCAGAGAGGCAAGCUGUGGUACUGUUCAACAAGUCAAACUUAUUGAUACAUUUUCACACCCAGACCUCAGCCAGACCAGUUACUGCUACAGAUUGGUCUAUCAUUCACACACACAUGCACUUUCACAUACACAGGCCCUCCUUUUUCACAAACAACUGGAAACUAUGCUCUCAACAUGGCUACAAGUUACUGUUAGGUAGAGUUGUUAUAUCUAGUUAGACAAAAUGUCAAUACCCAUAAAUAUUUAACUAAUAGAAAAUACAUCUAUAUUAAUGGUGUAACCAAAUUUGUUUUCUUGCCGUCCAUUACAAUUGAAUCAUCCGGCAUGAUGGGGUUUCUAAACUUUCCUUCUGAGAGCUACUUGUAUGAAACAAUAGGUUACUUCUGUUAGCGGCAGUAAGUGACUGUAGCUUUUAUUUUUGAUUAAAUGAUUGAAAAUGGGUUAAACUUAAGAAAGGAAUGUAAAUUAUUUGAUCUAAUAAUGGUAUGGGCAUUUGAUGAAGUAAAGCUCAAAAAUUUAGCCUUUCCUCUGUAGAGUUUUAAACCCUUUGUCUUGGAAACUUGAAAUGGAACAGUAGCUCUCAGGUGCAAGUUUUGGACCCUGAUUUGUUGAAGUUUUAUGCAUUCCAUUGUAAUACACACGGUUUAACUUUGCAAUAAAACAGCUUUUAAUUCUCUCGCC
Messenger RNA from Periophthalmus magnuspinnatus, 2725 nucleotides. It is a transcript of the gene fdxacb1, whose product is annotated as ferredoxin-fold anticodon binding domain containing 1. The record is from RefSeq and is a predicted model, not a curated record. Bases 315 to 2243 code for a protein of 642 amino acids. The transcript has 5 exons. Gene Ontology annotation, cellular component: cytoplasm. Gene Ontology annotation, molecular function: rRNA (uridine-N3-)-methyltransferase activity. NCBI's taxonomy places the organism in Eukaryota, Metazoa, Chordata, Actinopteri, Gobiiformes, Gobiidae. Gene Ontology annotation, biological process: rRNA base methylation.